Aspergillus steynii IBT 23096 is the source of this 671-nucleotide messenger RNA. Its product is annotated as GNAT family N-acetyltransferase. The transcript has a single exon. Lineage: Eukaryota; Fungi; Ascomycota; Eurotiomycetes; Eurotiales; Aspergillaceae. The coding region runs from base 120 to 596 and encodes 158 amino acids. The record is from RefSeq and is a predicted model, not a curated record. Gene Ontology annotation, molecular function: acyltransferase activity, transferring groups other than amino-acyl groups.
UUUGAUUCCGAAGCCCAACAUUCCGUUCAACGGUGACUCAUCCCAUAAAUACCGACCUCCAUCGCCGGAUUACAACACUGAAAUCUCACCUGUCAGAUACAAUCGAAGAAAUCUGCAAUAUGACCUCCCUACAAGGCCUUUCGAUCAUCGAGGCCACCCCAGACCAUGUCCCAACCAUCAAAGCAAUGGUCGUCGCCGCAUACUCGAAAUACAUCCCUCGAAUCGGCAAGCCACCCGCCCCCAUGGUCGCAGACUACUACGAGCUCUUGAAAACACGGGAGAUAUACGCCCUGGAACGCCUUGAGGACGGGAGAAUCGUUGGCUCCGUCGUCCUCCGCAUGGAUACCGACACGGCAUCAAUCAACAUCAACAAUCUGGUCGUCGACCCAGGAGCCCAAGGGAAGGGAUAUGGGAGACUUCUUAUGGACUUUGCGGAGGGUUUGGGUAAGGAAAGAGGUUGCAAGGCCGUGGUACUGUUUACAAAUAUCAAGAUGUACGAGAAUCUGGCACUUUAUCCGAAGUUGGGGUUUGUGGAGACGGAUCGGCGAGAGGAGGAUGGGUAUGAGAGAGUGUUCUAUCGCAAAGAGUUGAACUGAUGAACAUUCAUUCCUAUGUCAAAUCAAGCUAAGCAAAUCUGAUAUCCUCGUUAAACGUGAAAGUAUAAGCACAAU